GAAGAUUUGAACUGGCUUUAAUGAGGAGAGGACGGCGGAAGGAGAACAGCAAACCCGAACGGAGCCCUCCUACUGUCGGCUAACGCCAAAGAGAACGGAUUAAUAAGCGACGGGCUGGGUGUGGAGAGGUCCGCCUUGGAAGUGGGAAGAAAGGGGGCAAAAAAACCAAAAUCUACUGUAUAUAACCACGUAACACUCGGGAGCUGGACGCCGCCGUCGCGGUUGCAUGUCAGAGAAGGUUUGCCGGCGUUGCUGACCUCACCUUCCUCCUGGACUGAGAGCACCCCCCCCCCACCCCACUAGGCAGUUUGUGACACUUGACUGUCAGAUUUGAGGCCACUAUGUCUUAGAUCCAGUGCUUCCCACUCAGAACACCUGCCCCUCCAUCCCCCCUCCCCCCUGCUCUGCUCAUGUUCACGCUCCACCUGGAGCUAUGAGCCUGCAGAAGCGCCCACCGGCCGGCUCGGACCGGGACCUGCAGUCCUCCGCCGCGUCCUCUGUCAGCCUCCCGUCUGUCAAGAAGGCGCCCAAGAAGCGACGGCUGUCCUUGGGUUCGUUGUUCCGGCGACGGCGCGAGCCCAAAUGCCGGUCCCGUGACCUCGGGACAGACGCGGUGGCCAGCGUGGAGAGCGUGCGCUCUGAGGGCUGCCAAGAAAAACCCGCUGCUUCUGUGCCAGCUACGGCCUCCACCUCUUCUUGUGCUGCCUCUUCGGUGCCAUCUUCAUCCUCCUCGACCUCCUCGUCCUCAGAGCUGCUGGAAUGUCCCCUGUGCCUGCUGCGGCAUGCACGGGACCGUUUCCCUGAGAUCAUGACGUGCCCCCACCGCUCCUGCGCAGACUGCCUGCGUCAGUACCUGCGCAUUGAGAUCUCAGAGAGCCGUGUCAACAUCAGCUGCCCGGAGUGUACUGAGCGCUUCAACCCGCACGACAUCCGCAUGAUCCUAGCUGACCGUGCUCUCAUGGAGAAAUAUGAGGAGUUCAUGCUGCGUCGCUGGCUGGUGGCAGACCCUGAUUGCCGCUGGUGUCCCGCUCCCGACUGCGGGUAUGCGGUCAUUGCCUUCGGUUGUGCCAGCUGCCCAAAGAUCACGUGCGGCCGGGAGGGCUGUGGCACAGAGUUCUGCUACCACUGCAAACAGCUGUGGCACCCCAACCAAACCUGCGAUGCUGCCCGACAGCAGAGGGCCCAGAGCCUGAGGCUGAGGACCGUGCGUUCCUCCUCACUCAGCUAUAGUCAGGAGAGCGGGGCGGCAGCUGACGACAUCAAGCCCUGCCCACGCUGUGCAGCUUAUAUCAUCAAAAUGAACGAUGGCAGCUGUAACCACAUGACCUGUGCCGUGUGUGGCUGUGAGUUCUGCUGGCUCUGCAUGAAGGAAAUCUCGGAUCUGCACUACCUGAGCCCAUCUGGCUGCACCUUCUGGGGCAAGAAGCCCUGGAGUCGCAAAAAGAAGAUCCUGUGGCAGUUGGGCACGCUGGUGGGGGCUCCGGUGGGCAUCGCGCUGAUCGCCGGCAUCGCCAUCCCCGCAAUGAUCAUCGGCAUUCCUGUGUAUGUAGGGAGGAAGAUUCAUAGUCGCUAUGAAGGGAAAGACAUUUCUAAGCACAAGAGGAAUCUGGUGAUUGCCGGUGGCGUGACCCUGUCCGUCAUAGUCUCUCCCGUGGUGGCUGCUGUGACAGUCGGCAUCGGGGUUCCCAUCAUGUUGGCCUAUGUGUAUGGCGUGGUGCCAAUCUCCCUGUGCCGUAGCGGCGGCUGCGGCGUGUCGGCUGGCAACGGCAAAGGCGUGCGCAUUGAGUUUGAUGAUGAAAACGACAUGGCUGCGGGCAGCGGCGGAGCAGUCACAGACACAACCUCGGUGGCAGAGACGCGGAAUAACCCCAGCAUCAGCGAGGGCAGUGUGGGCGGCCUGACGGGCAGCCUGAGUGCCAGCGGGAGCCACAUGGAUCGCAUCGGUGCCAUGAGGGACAACCUGAGCGAGACUGCCAGCACCAUGGCGCUCGCUGGGGCCAGCAUCACGGGCAGCCUGUCGGGCAGCGCCAUGGUCAGCUGCUUCAACAGACUGGAGGUACAGGCUGAUGUUCAGAAGGAGAGGCACAGCCUGAGCGGGGAAUCGGGUACCGUCAGUCUGGGCACGGUCAGUGACAGCGCCAGCACCAAAGCAAUGGCUGGGUCCAUCCUCAACUCCUACAUGCCCCUGGACAGGGAUGGAACCAGCAUGGAGGUUCAAGUCGACAUAGAGUCUAAGCCCAGCAAGCAGAGACACCACAGCGGUGGCAGCAGUGUGGAGGAUGCCCAGCACUCUACCUGUCCUUCCAAGGUGCCCUCCUCGUCCUGCCCUUCCGGCAAGCAGAGCAAGACCAAGCUACGGCGGAAAGGCGGCUCCCACAGCGGGGAGAUGCGUGAGGACAUGGAGGCCCAGUUACUGGGGCGACGCCGCACCGACUCCAGCGAGUUUGACCCUCCUUCCCUGAGCGGCAGCCUACCGUCAGUGGCAGAGUCGCACUGCAGCCGCGUCUCCUCCGAACUCAGCUGCUCCGACCCCGAAAGCGCCAAGGGCCCAGGCCGUGGCUCCAGUGACUGCCACCCUCGCUUGGCUGCCGUCAGCCCGUUGCCCGAGGUGGAGCACGACCGCCUAGAAAACGGCCCCUCCCAGGCGCACCCUCAGGCCCUCCCGCCGAGCCCCGAGGUUCCUCCGUUGUGCUUCGUCACUGAGGAGAGUGUCAACCUAAUGUGCUCCACAGAGCAGGACCCCGGCACAGGAGAACCUCCGAAAGAGGAGAACAACAACCGGCCUCAGCUGGCCAGCGCUGUGAAAAACGCCUGCAUUCAAACUGAAAUCUAAACCUUAAGUGCUGUCUAUGGAGGUCGUGCCACUUACUUGCCACUAAUCACCCUUGCUUCACCUGUUUGAGGGGCAUUUCCUUGGUCAAAGGAGUUAUUUUCCAAACCAGCUUAAAUUUUUGCAAUCUGUUAAUUAUUCGGUUUAAAUGAGUUGAUGGGGCAUCCAUUUAAACGUGGGAAGACACUUGAGGAGGCGAUGUUGAAAUUGGUAGAAGAGAAUGCUGGUAACUGGCGUUUUGGCUGCAGAUGGGAAGCGUGGUAAGUGAGCAUAGAAGGUGUGAGGUGGAGAAGGUGAAGGCACCAUUUUGUUCUGGUUAUCAUGGUGCACAUUCUCAAUUCAGCAAAAAAGUAAUGGGGACCAGACAGUGCUAUUUUAUGCGAAUGAUUGUGGUAAUUAUAUUACAUUUGUAAAAAUGAUUUUUAUUUAUUAACUUUGUUGUGGAGAUGAUGGAUAAAAGGAACCUUCUGUGGAGUAGGAUAUAUGGUAUUCAUUGAAUUGGACAGAGCGCCAGAGGACACUGGGAAGCGGAGCUGGCUGACCAGGUAGCGGUGGGGCAGUGUCCCUUCUUGGUGGGCUCGCAUGAAUGGAUGUAGGACGAUAGGGUUUGAGAGCAGAAGACAGCUGGAGAAACAGGACUGAUGACCACUGUUCUGGGUUGGAACAAAUCAAAAGGGUCCUCGAGCCCUCAUUUUGUUAGCUGGAGAUUUUCGGUUCAAAGGCAAUUUAUUCAAGCUGUUGAAUUCACCUCUUUCAGUUUUAUAUAUUUGCUGACUCAUAGUGCCUUUGAAACCUCUUACAUUCGCUGUUCUGUUUUCGGCAUAAGAUUGAUGUGAAUGUCUUCCUGACGUUGUUGGGAGAGAGAGAGCUAUUCACAUACUGUGGUAGACAUGGUGAAAUAACGACUACAAAUUGCCUACCAAAGACCACACUCAGGCUUAUGCUCUGUGUUCCUGUUAACCCUUGACGUCUGUUCAGAGAGGAGUUCCUCUGCAGGGUGCAUGUGUGCACUCACCCUCACCAUGAGGAACACGUCUGUUGAAGACUCAAGUUCACAGGUCGCCGUUUUUGUACCUGCUUAAAGAUACUGCGCAAAGCAACUAAGGAAGGCCUGAGCACCUGCACUCUUAACACUUGUUGUGAUGUUUAAUUCUGAUGUACCACAGUUCUCUAAGCAUCUGAGGGUCGGGAUUCCCUCCCUAGUCCCUGCUCCCCCCUGAUUCCUGUCCAUGUUGCCAUUCUGGUGCUGCUGAAUGACUGGAGUGAUGAAAAUGCCACAAGCUGCAAGCUGCUUUUUGCCUUUCCUCCUCUCCCAUUUCUUUUACUUUGAACACUAGUGCCAGGUAUGACUUGUGCAGAACCGCUUAUGGUAUUUGUAUAUUUGUUUGCUAAUUGCUUUAUAAUAUGCGUGUAAAUGCAUAUCUAUAAUUAAAGAGCUUUUGUGUAUCACUUUGUUGAAUAAAUCAACAUUCAUGUUUCAAAAA
This is a messenger RNA of Paramormyrops kingsleyae, 4314 nucleotides long. RefSeq names its product E3 ubiquitin-protein ligase RNF19A. NCBI's taxonomy places the organism in Eukaryota, Metazoa, Chordata, Actinopteri, Osteoglossiformes, Mormyridae. The record is from RefSeq and is a predicted model, not a curated record. Gene Ontology annotation, biological process: protein ubiquitination. Gene Ontology annotation, molecular function: zinc ion binding; ubiquitin-protein transferase activity.